This is a messenger RNA of Erinaceus europaeus (western European hedgehog), 7436 nucleotides long. It is a transcript of the gene TRIOBP, whose product is annotated as TRIO and F-actin binding protein. The coding region runs from base 98 to 6817 and encodes 2239 amino acids. The transcript has 21 exons. NCBI's taxonomy places the organism in Eukaryota, Metazoa, Chordata, Mammalia, Eulipotyphla, Erinaceidae. Gene Ontology annotation, cellular component: actin cytoskeleton. Gene Ontology annotation, molecular function: actin filament binding. The record is from RefSeq and is a predicted model, not a curated record. Gene Ontology annotation, biological process: positive regulation of substrate adhesion-dependent cell spreading; actin filament organization.
GGGGUAAGCCACACACACCAGUCACCUGGCCCUUGCUCUGCCCCCACCAAGCUCCACAGUCGGAUCACAGGAGCUGCUCACGCCUGACUCAGCCAUCAUGGAGGGGGAUGCUGGGAGCGCCCCCUGUGAACACUUUGAGGCCAGUGUGCUCACCCGGAGCUGCCAUCAACACUGCUGUUACCCUGAGGAGACCCACAGGGCAGGGUACCAGGAACCUGGCAGCCCUCUCAACACCGAGGUGCCAUACUGCGACCUGCCCCGCCGCCCACCUGUCUCUGCAGACCCACCAGGGUCCUCCAGUGCCGCCUGCCAGUCCAACUUAGGCCUGGGCCUUGGGUCAGGACCCCAGAGGAGUCCUUCUGCCGGGCUCCCCACAGAGCGCCCUGCAGCUGUCCACAAGAGCCAGGACCCUGAGACAGCGCCUUAUCUGGAGGGCCUGACUCCCACCCCAUGGGACCGAGUCCAGGAGGCCUCCAGCUGCAGCCCCAGUUCCAGCCUUAACUGUGACGCCCCUGAUGCUGCCAGCACCUCAGCCUCUGUGGACUGGGUCAAGAGGCAGGUGGAGACCCACAGCUGUGACGAGCUCACCGUGAUGAUCCCACGGAAGGCCCAGGAGGGACCCAGAGCUGACAGUGCCCGCAGAACCCCGGCUGUCCCUGUCACCUGCAGGUCUCCUGCAGGUGGAGACACCACAGGCCAGAGAAAGGAGGACACUGGGGCUAGGAGCCGAAGCGCUGGGCAGCACUGGGCAAAGCUGCGGGGAGGAAGUGGCUCCUUCUUGGAACAGCACCGACCAGCACAGCACCGACCAGCACUUGCCUCAAUUCCAACCACACCACAGACCGGACCUUGGAGUGCCACCUCCCAACUUUCUUCUCUCCCUCGGUUUGCCCAGAGGGAUGGCACCCAGGUUGCUUCUGCUCAACUUGAUAUCCCUCCAGCCUCUUCUUCUUCCCUACUUAGUCAGCGGGAUAACCCCAGAACCGUGUCCGCUCAACAGGAUACGCCCAAGACCUCUUUCACACAACGGAACACUCCCCGAGCAUCUUCUCCUUCCAGAAUUACCCAGAGGGACAAUCCCAGAUCCUCAUCUACCCAACAAAAUAACUCCCAAGUUUCCUCUCCCUCAAGAGCCACCCAACAAGACAACUCUAGAGCCUCUUCUAUUCAACAGGAUAGCCCUCAAACUUCUUGCACUCACCAAUGGGACAAAAUCAGAACAUAUUGUUCCCAACGAGACAACUCCAGAGACUCCUCACCCAACAGAACCACCCAAAGGGAAAAUUCUAGAACAGCCUGUGCCCAAAGGGACAAUCCUAGAACCUCUUCGCCCAACAGAACAAGCCAAAGGGAAAGUUCUAGAACAGCAUGUACCCAACGAGACAACCCCAGAGCCUCUUCUCCUAACAGAACCACCCCAAGGGAAAAUUCUAGAACAGCCUGUGCCCAAAGGGACGAUCCUAGAACUUCUUCGCCCAACAGAACCACCCCAAGGGAAAAUUCUAGAACAGCGUGUACCCAACGAGACAACCCCAGAGCCUCUUCUCCUAACAGAACCACCCCAAGGGAAAAUUCUAGAACAGUGUGUACCCAACAAGACAACCCCAGAGCCUCCUCACCCAACAGAACCACCCCAAGGGAAAAUUCUAGAACAGCUUGUGCCCAAAGGGACAAUCCUAGAACCUCUUCUCCCAACAGAACCAUUCAAAGGGAAAAUUCUAGAACCUCCUAUACCCCACAAGACAACCCCAGAACCUUCUCUCCCAACAGAACCACUCAAAGAGAAAAUUCUAGAACAAUCUGUGUCCAACGAGACAGCCCCAGAGCCUCUUCUCCCAACAGAACCUCCCCAAGGGAAAAUUCUAGAACAGUGUGUACCCAACAAGACAACCCCAGAGCCUCUUCUAACAGAGCCACCCCAAGGGAAAAUUCUAGAACAGUGUGUACCCAACAAGACAACCCCAGAGCCUCUUCUCCUAACAGAGCCACCCCAAGGGAAAAUUCUAGAACCUCCUAUACCCCACAAGACAACCCCAGAACCUUCUCUCCCAACAGAACCACUCAAAGAGAAAAUUCUAGAACAAUCUGUGUCCAACGAGACAGCCCCAGAGCCUCUUCUCCCAACAGAACCACUCAGAGGGAACAUUCUAGAACAGCCUGUGCCCAAAGGGACAAUCCUAGAGCCUCCUCUCCCAGCAGAACCACCCAAAGAGAAAAUUCUAGAACAAUCUGUGUCCAACGAGACAGCCCCAGAGCCUCUUCUCCCAAUAGAACCACUCAAAGGGAAAAUUCUAGAGCAUUCUGUGCCCAACAAGACAACCCUAGAACCUGCUCUCCUAAUAGAAAUACCCAAACGGACAAGCCAAGAACCUCUUGUGCUCAACAGAACACCAGAACCUCUUCUACCCAACGAGACAACCCUAAGGCCUCUUCUGCCCAACGAAACAACACUGCAUCCUCUUCCUUUCGGCAGGACAACCCGGGAACCUCCUCCCCUCAGUGCUGCACCCAACAGGACAAUCCUGGACCCUCAUCUCCACAUCGCUCUGCUCAAAAGAAUAAUCCUAGGAAUGCCUCUCCUCACGGCACUAACAAAGACAUCCCCUGGGCUUCCUUUCCUCUCCGGCCAACCCAGAGCGAUGGCCCCCGAACAGCUUCCCCAUCUCACUCCAAGCAAAGUGAUGUUCCCUGGGCAUCCAUUGCCCUCCGGCCAACCCAAGGGGACAGACCUCAGAGAUACUCGUCCACUAGACCAGCCCGGUCCUCCGGCAGCCCCAGCCUGUACAACUCACCAUCCCGGGUCACUUCCUCUUCCCAUAACCCCGACCACCAAGGUGCCUCCCAGACCUGCUCGCCUCUAUACCCGGCUACCCGUCCGGCAUUCCAGACCCCCUCUGAGCCCUCUCAACCUCCAUGUGCUGUGUGCAUUGGGCACCGGGACGCCCCUCGAGCCUCUUCCCCUCCUCGAUACUUUCAACAUGACCCCUUUCCCUUCUUCCCAGACCCACAUGCCUCUGAGAGUGAGUCACCUCACCACGAGCCCCCCUACAUUCCCCCAGCUGUGUGCAUUGGACACCGGGAUGCCCCCCGGGCUUCCUCACCACCCCGCCAUGCCCAGUUUGACCCCUUCCCCUUCCUUCCAGACACAACAGAUGUUGAAAACCAGUCCCCCCAGCACGAGCCUCCCCAGCUCCCCCCGCCUGUGUGUAUUGGGUACCGUGACAUGCCCCGGGCCUCCUCCCCACCUCGCCAGGCCCCGGAACCCUCUCUCUUGUUCCAGGACCUCCCUAGGACCAGUACCGAGAGCCUUGUCCCCUCCACAGACUCCCUGCAUGAGCCCCCCCAUAUGCCCACCCCCGUGUGCAUCGGGCACCGGGACGCACCCUAUUUCUCAUCCCCACCCCGCCAACCCCCUGAGCCCUCCCUCUUCUUCCAGGACCCCCCAGGGACCAGCAUGGAGAGCCUGGCCCAGUCCACAGACUCCCUGCAUGGCUCCCCGUUGGUGCCUCCCCCUGUGUGCAUUGGACACCGGGACGCGCCCCGAGCCUCCUCCCCACCCCGCCACCCACCUAGUGACCUGACCCUCUUGGCAUCCUCACCUCCGCCAGGCAGCUCGGGGGGUUCCCGGGGCUCAGCCGCCCCUGGGGAGACCAGGCACAACUUGGAGAGGAGGGAGUACACAGUACUGGCUGACCUGCCCCCGCCCAGGAGGCUGGCUCAGCGGGCCCCAGGGCCCCAGUGCAGCAGCGGGGGCCGCACACGCAGCCCAGGCCGAGCAGAGGUGGAGCGCCUCUUCGGGCAAGAGCGCAGGAAGUCUGAGGCACCAGGGGCCUUCCAGGCCCAGGACGAGGGGAGGUCGCAGCAGCCGGGCCAAGGUCAGAGUCCACUUCUCCGGAGACAGUCCAGCCCUGCCCUCAGCAGGGAGGUAAGCAAGCACCAUGAGAAGCAGAGAGAGCCAGCCAGGCGGAGCCGAGCAGAUCCCCCUCAUCCCAGGAGCCCUGAGAGGCGGCUGGAGGGGGACCGGCGGCUCUGGGGAUCCUCACCACCCCCGAAGACAUCGGCCAGGACCCCCGAGAGGGAGCAGCGAACAGAGAGUGACCGGGCUGGCCUGAGACAGCCUCUGGGUGGGUGGCAAAGCCAGGAGGAGCUACCAGGACCCCAGGGCCCUCACAGACCCCUGGAGAGAAGCUGGGGUAGCCAGGCAGAGGGCCCGGGCCUGGGGGGCUGGCGAGGACUGGAGGAGCCUAGCCAGGGGACUGCCAGAGCCCCAGAGGGGACACUGAGGGGCCCUUCCAGGGAAUCAGAAGAGAGCUGGGGUCAGCUGGGUGGCCUGGCCUGCCUCAGUGGGCAGGAGAACUGGGAAACGACUCCCAAGCCAUCUCAGAGGGGCUGGGGCAGCCUGCAGGAGCUGCCCUGUCCUCAUCAGCCUUUGAGCCCCCCAGGGAGCUCCAGGGCAGACCUCCCAGCAUUCUUGAAAUCCCAGCAACCUGAGAUGUCCACUGUCCUGGGCCAGGGCCCCGAGGGAGCAUGCGCACACCUGCAUAGCCCUGAGAAGGACCCUGUAGUGCUCUGGAGGGACCUGGCAACACUCCUGGGGGUCCCUGGCGAUGCCUCCCAGCUCCCCAGGCUGUACUGGGAGGGCUUCCUGGAACUCCUGCAGGCCCAGCUGUCCCGCAAGGGCCCAGCUGGACACUGGGGUAGCUUGGCUGCCACUUCAGCACAAGAGCUGGACUCCAUGGAGGACACAAAGGGGACCUUGGAACGAGAGCAGGACAGCCAGCAUGGAGGCAAGGCCGAGGAUACCCUUGUCAAUGGACACGGUCCAGGACAGUGGUCCCAGAGCUCAGUCCAGCUGCCCAGCCCUGUGUGCACCUCCACCCAGUGGCCAAAACCUGAAACAACCAGAAGUGAACCGGGGAUCUCAGCUGUGACAAGUCUGGAGGAAUUGGGCCAGGGCACCAGGAGCCCAGCAGAGGGGCCUGGCUCACCAGAGCAGAAGUUCCAAUCAGAGGAGCCUGAGGAGCCAGAACCAAGCAGAGACCAAGACCCACUCACCGACCAGAAGCAGGCAGACUCGCCCGAUCUGCUCAACUUUAAGAAGGGAUGGAUGUCAAUCUUGGAUGAGCCCGGAGAGUGGAAGAAGCACUGGUUCGUGCUGACCGAUUCAAGCCUCAGGUACUACAGGGACUCAACGGCAGAGGAGGCCGAUGAGUUGGAUGGCGAGAUCGACCUGCGCUCUUGCGCGGACGUCACUGAGUAUGCAGUGCAGCGCAACUAUGGCUUCCAGAUCCACACUAAGAAUGCUGUCUAUACCUUGUCGGCCAUGACCUCAGGCAUCCGGAGGAACUGGAUUGAAGCUCUGAGGAAGACUGUGCGUCCAACUUCAGCCCCAGAUGUCACCAAGCUCUCGGAUUGUAACAAGGAGAACACGCUGCAUGGCUAUGGCUCCCAGAAAGGCUCCCUGAAGGCCGACGAGCAGCGGGGGGUCUCCGAGCUCAUUGGCCGGGGCACCCCCAGGAAGCUCGAUGGGCAGCGGCAGUCCCUGGACUAUGUGGAGCUCUCCCCUCUGACUCAGGGCUGCCCACAGCGGGUGCGCACCUCGGCCCGCACCCUCGACCGUCCUGCCAAGCAGGAGGAGCUGGAACGGGACCUGGCCCAGCGCUCUGAGGAGCGACGCAAAUGGUUUGAAGCCACAGACAACAAAACCACAGAGACACCAGCGGGGGAAGUACCGCGCCGCGGGCUGGGCGCCCCUCUGACUGAGGACCAGCAGAGCCGGCUCAGUGAGGAGAUUGAAAAGAAGUGGCAGGAGCUGGAGAAGCUACCCCUGCGUGAGAACAAGCGGGUGCCCCUCUCUGCCCUGCUCAACCAAAGCCGAGCUGAACGCCGGGGGACCCCCGGGGACAGCCAGGAGGCCCUGGAGAAGGAGGUUCAGUCUCUUCGUGCCCAGCUUGAGGAAUGGCGCCUCCGAGGGGAGUCUCCACAGAAUGCGCCUAGGCCCCAGGCGGACGGCCACAUCCCUCCGGGUUACAUCUCCCAGGAGGCAUGUGAGCGCAGCCUGGCGGAGAUGGAGUCCUCGCACCAGCAGGUGAUGGGGGAGCUGCAGCGGCACCACGAGCGGGAGCUGCAGCGGCUGCAGCAGGAGAAGGAGUGGCUGCUGGCAGAGGAGACGGCAGCCACAGCCUCAGCCAUUGAAGCCAUGAAGAAGGCCUACCAGGAGGAGCUGAGCCGGGAACUGAACAAGACAAGGAGUCUCCAGCAGGGCCCAGAUGGCCUCCGGAAGCAGCACCAGUCAGACAUGGAGGCACUGAAGCGGGAGCUGCAGGUGCUGUCGGAGCAGUACUCGCAGAAGUGCCUGGAGAUCGGGGCCUUGACGCGGCAGGCGGAGGAGCGGGAGCACACACUGAGGCGCUGUCAGCAGGAGGGCCAGGAGCUGCUGCGGCACAACCAGGAGCUCCACACCCACUUGUCGGAGGAGAUCGACCGGCUCCGUAGCUUCAUCGCCUCUCAGGGUACAGGCAGUGGCUGUGGGGGGCGCAGCAACGAGAGGAGCUCCUGUGAGCUAGAGGUGCUGCUACGAGUGAAGGAAAAUGAGCUUCAGUACCUGAAGAAGGAGGUGCAGUGCCUCCGCGACGAGCUUCAGACGAUGCAGAAGGACAAGCGCUUCACCUCGGGAAAGUACCAGGACGUGUACGUGGAACUGAACCACAUCAAGACACGGUCAGAGCGGGAGAUUGAGCAGCUGAAGGAACACUUGCGCCUGGCCAUGGCCGCCUUGCAGGAGAAGGAGGCGACACGCAACAGUCUGGCCGAGUAGAGGCUGCGGAGUGUAGCUCUGCUGCGGCCCUCAGCUCCAUGGGACCAGUCAUGCUCCCUUCCUGCUGGAUGGAAGUCAGAAGCCAAGCUUUCCCCUACCCUCUGGACGGCACCUACAGACACAGCUGUCACACACACACACACACACACACACACACACACACACACUGCGUACCUGAGCGCACCCCUCGCACUGGGUCUUACUUUGCACCUUCUUCAGGAUUUUAUAUGUGAAGAGAUUUUUAUAUAGAUUCCCCUAACACCCCCCCAAAAAAAACAAACAAAAAACACGUUUUGAGAAGCAGAUACUGGCAGCUGUGUAUCUCCACCCCAGGCCUGCAGCCAGCCCAGGCCCAGCAGCCUCUGUGGCCAGGUCGGCUCUGCAGAGGGAGGCAGGGAGCCAGCUACCUGCUUCCUACCUUACCUCCUACUAACUACUUCCUGGCAGGGGGAACCCCAGCCCCAGGACUCUGGGCAGAGGGACAGAUGGACAGAGGGAACCUGCAGCUGUCCCUCAGUUCCAUUUCCUCCUCUGAAGGGGUGCUGGGCAUGGCUGCCCCAUGAAGGUGUUUCUCUCCUGCUCCAUGAACCUCCCUAACUUAAUAAAAGGUUCCAGCAGC